AUGGAAGGGAUAUUCAACAGCAAGGAUCUGUAUGAGUAUCUUGAGGAGCAGAAGCAGAUGAGCAUAUCUAAGACGAGAGAGAUUGCACUGUACUACAAGGCAACAUCGAAGAGUAUGGAGGAUGAUGAGUAUUCACUGCGCAUCUGGCUGGAUUACAUCAGACUUCUUAUAGACGGCUCAAGAGAUUCUACUGAGGCUCGGGAGACAUUUAAGAUGAUAAAGAUGAGAUUUUGCAAGUUCUACAAUUAUUGGGAAGCAUAUAUUAGGUUUGAGGCAGAAUGUGGAAACGAGGGACUUGGCAAGAUUGUACAGCAAAGCAUUGAGUUUGUCAAAGUCAAGGAAUUUCCAGAGAAAAGAAGCGUUUUGGAGCAUCUUAAGCAUGUUGAGAAUUGUAUAAAUACUGGAAGAGAUCCUAAAGUAUGGAUUGCUUCAUAUACAAUCAAUACAGAAAAUGAGACAAACUGUAAUUAUAGAAAUACCACACUAGAUAACUGUAUUGGUGAAUGUGAACGUUUGAAUAAAUAUGCAGGCAUGUAUGAUGCCUGUAAUUUUCAAUCAACUAAUGAACCAAGAAUCCUUGGUAAUAAAGUGUUUCUAUCAGUUGAGGGCAAUGAUCAAAGUAAAAGAAGCACAAAUAGAAUGUAUGGAGUGAAUAGCAUGCAUAAAUCCAUGGAUUUGCUAAACAAUGCAAAUAGAGCUCCAUCACUGCAUCAGCCAUGCGUUGGAGGAGUAUCUGUUAAGUUUGAUAUGGAGGAUUAUUCGCAAGGGAUAACAAGUGAGAUAAAUGCAAUGCUUGGAAGAACCACAUCUGAAGGCAACAGUCAGUCUCCGAGAUCAGAUCCGAUGUCAAUCAGGUCCAGGCAGAGAAUGAUGAUAAAAAACAUGGAGAUUGAAGUUCUGAGCCAAAUAGGAAAGGGAGGGAGUAGUAAGGUUUACAAGGUGCUGCAUGGAAGCAAUGUAUAUGCAUUGAAAAGAGUCGAGCUUGUUGGAGACGAAAAGAUGCUAAACUUGUAUACAAACGAGAUCAAUCUGCUAUACAAGUUCAAGGGAACACCUGAAAUAGUUGAGAUAAUGGAUCAUGAGAUUGGAAGAGAGUAUCUGGACAUGCUAUUGGAGUAUGGAGAAACAGACCUUUCGAGGAUAAUAAAGGCUGGAAAGCUUAGCAUGAACUUUAUCAAGGAUGUAUGGGAGCAGAUGCUUCUUAUUGUCAAGAGGGUUCAUAUGGAAAGGAUAAUCCAUUGUGAUCUUAAACCUGCGAAUUUUCUUUUUGUAAAAGGGAGGGUGAAGUUGAUUGACUUUGGGAUAUCCAAGGUGAUUAGAAAUGACACAACGAGUAUUCUAUCUGAGGAGCAGUGUGGGACUGUGAACUACAUGUCACCUGAGGCUGUGAUGCAGAGCAAGUCUAAGAUGGGAAGGAGCUCAGACAUCUGGUCAUUGGGAUGUAUUCUAUAUGAAAUGGUGCAUUCAAGGCCGCCUCUGCAUGAAUAUCCAAACAUAAUACAGAAGAUUCAGAAACUACAGGAGUAUUCUGGAUUUAAGUACGCGAGUGGUAAUAAAUUGGCAGUUGAUGUGAUGAAGGAGUGUUUAGUAAAGGAUCCAAAGAAAAGGCCCACAAUAGACGCGCUUCUGAGCCAUAGAUUCAUUACUGGCGAGGAUGAGCUUGGGUGCACAAAGGAGUUGGUCCAAAAGGUUCUCAGUAUUGUAGAACAAGAAAAAAAGCUUUUAUGCGUAGAUGAUAUUAUGCAGCGCCUAAGCAACACUGAUCAGAACCAAGCAUGA
This is a messenger RNA of Ordospora colligata OC4, 1779 nucleotides long. RefSeq names its product mitogen-activated protein kinase. The transcript has a single exon. Lineage: Eukaryota; Fungi; Microsporidia; Ordosporidae. Gene Ontology annotation, biological process: peptidyl-serine phosphorylation; chromosome segregation; protein localization to kinetochore. Gene Ontology annotation, molecular function: protein serine/threonine/tyrosine kinase activity; ATP binding; protein binding. Gene Ontology annotation, cellular component: spindle; nucleus; kinetochore. The record is from RefSeq and is a predicted model, not a curated record. The coding region runs from base 1 to 1779 and encodes 592 amino acids.